CGGGGAUAAACGGCGGAGUAUUUGGAACUAAACGGAGGGAAAAGGCUUUUUUCUUCUUCUUGUGAGCGGAGGAAAAGCGGCAGUCAGGCAUUAGAGGCAUGUUCCGACUCCUGUUCUUGUUGGAGCAGUUGUAGCUAGCUGACUUUACCGCCUCCGAGGGUCAACAAACGCCUUCAUAACCCGAACCUGAACCGAAGAAAACCAUCAUUUCCGUUGCUGUCGCCUGUAAUUCAGAGUUGAACAUCCUCCCGGGGAUGUGGCGUUCCGCCGCCGUCAUGUUACACAUGGUUUUCCUCCAACAGCCUUACCGAGCCACUUUGAAGCCGUUAAUGGGACAUUUGGACGCACUUUGAAACGCUUUCAAUGCCUAAAGGAACUAAACUGCUGUUGAAAGGAUGGUGAUGACAAUGCUGGGAGGAGGCCGCGGCCGAAGGUGCAGCCCUCGCUAGACUCUUCCUUCAUCUCUUUCAAACUUCAGCUUUUCCCCUCGUCGCCCAUCUACCGCUGCUUCCCCCUCCUGCGGUGCCAUGGCCAACCAUCUGGAGCUGAUCCAGGAGCUGCAGCAGCUGGACAAGGUGCCUAGUCUGGAGAGGCUGCGGGCGGCCCAGAAGCGCCGCACGCAGCAGCUGAAGAGAUGGGCCGUCUAUGAGAAGGAGAUGCAGAACAAGAAGAGGAAGGCAGACAAGAAGGGACGCAAUGCAAACAACAGCCAGCAAGCUGAGUCUAAGAGGCAUGUGUCAUUUGCUGCCAGCGUGGCGCUUCUGGAGGCAUCAGCCAGAAACGAUCCAGAUGAAGUCCGUUACCUGCUGAAGAACAAUGUGAGUCCAGACCUCUGCAAUGAAGACGGUCUCACCGCUCUGCAUCAGUGUUGUAUAGAUAACUAUGAGGAGAUGGUGAAGAUCCUGUUGGACCGAGGAGCCAGCGUCAACGCUCAGGAUAACGAGCUGUGGACGCCACUGCACGCCGCUGCUACCUGUGGCCACGCAGGCCUCGUCAAGAUCCUCAUCGCACACGGUGCUGAUCUGCUGGCGGUGAACUCUGACGGGAACAUGCCCUACGACCUGUGUGAAGACGACCCCACACUGGACAUUAUUGAGACGGCGAUGGCCAACAGAGGCAUCACCCAGGAGAUGAUCAACGAGACACGAGCUUCAACAGAGAGGAGGAUGCUGGGAGAUAUUCAGGACCUGCUGAGACAGGGAGAGGAGGUCAACCAGCAGGACUCUCAGGGAGCCACAUUGCUCCACAUCACAGCAGCGAACGGCUACGUGCAGGCUGCAGAGCUGCUGCUUGAGGGGGGAGCUCGCAUGGACCUGAGGGACUCAGAUGGAUGGCAGCCUCUUCACGCUGCAGCAUGCUGGGGUCAGAUGCAUGUGGCAGAGCUGUUAGUUUCCCAUGGAGCCAGUCUCAACGCCAAGACCUUCCUUGAGGAAACUCCUAUUGAUCUGUGUGAGGAUGAGGAGUUCAGAGCCAUCUUACUGGACCUCAAACACAAACAUGACAUAAUCAUGAAGUCACAGCUCAAACACAAGACCUCACUGUGCAGGCGAACGUCCAGUGCAGGCAGUCGUGGAAAAGUGGUUCGGCGAGCCAGUCUGUCAGACAGACACAACCUGUGUCGUAAAGAGUAUGAGACCGAGGCCAUCGUGUGGAGAGGAGGGAGAGAGGAAGAGGAGGAGAAGGAGAAGGAGUCUGAUCAGGAGAAUAACCAGGUCAAACCAGUUGUGGCUGUGGAGCUGCCAGACAAACCCAAGCUGCCCACCAUCCUCAAAGAUGGCAACGGUAAACAGAACGGCCUCAUCUCCACGACAACGUCCACUCCGCCGCAGCCACCCUCCAAUGGCAACACGCCGCCAUCUGACAAGGGCGGGCUCAUCUCCACGCCACCCGCCCAGGAGGACACCUGGCCUCGAGAGCGUCCUCAGACUCUGUCGGAGCUCAAGAAACAGAGGGCCGCUGCAAAACUGCUCAACCACCCGCUGUUCAACGGUCACCUUGGCAACGGCUCCACAGACUCCUUCACUGAUGCCAAAAACAAUUCAGAAGAUCCCCGCAUGCCGCUGGUCUCUUCCAAUGGCAACGCGGUUUACUACACGCCGGCCAGUGGUGACCCGCCCCUCCUUAAACUGAAGCAACCAAUAGAAGAAGAGCAGCCGAAGGCACGGACCUGCUGCUGCGUGUCAUAGCAUCCUGGUCAUGUGACUGUUGAUGGAACAGGAAGUGUUUUUGUAUGCAGGGGUUGGGAGGAAGACUUCCUGUUCCUCCGCAUUUUAAACUUCUUCCGCAGAGGACAAUGUCCUGCUGGUUACAGAAGAAGUUCUGAAACUCAUCUGUUUGUCCCUGCCAUGUGCCCGUGUGACUCCUACUAAACAUAGAAAGCCCCUCCCCCAAACACAGGCAGGUUGGAAGUGUAGCAGAAAGAGGAAAGGAACUGAGCAGUGGCCCUUUGCUGCAGCAGGCAGAUUCACAGAUUCUGAACCAGAGAAGCCGACUGGAUACAAACCAGAGGCUCCAGACCUGCUGUCCUUCAGCGCCUUCAACAAAUUAAGUGUGGACGGUAUUUUUUAAACUUUUCAUCUGCAAAGGGUAACAAUUUUGAUCUCAAGGUACUGCAUGUUCUACCAUCAGAUGUAGAUAGCUUUUUCUUUUUAUUUUUUUUCAUUAAAUCCCACCAAAUGGAAGGUUAUCAUGUAAUCAAACACGCAUCUGAUUCAGCACAAACACACAUCACUGUUAUGCCGCAGUGUUCUGCUUUUUGCCAUAAUCUUGUCACUUUGAAAUGUGCAGGAAGGCCAUUACAGAGCAGUCAACAUGUUGUACUACAAGGUUUCUGCAAGUCUAACUAUAAAAAGCCUUAAAACAUCCAAAAUCUCAAAGAUCUUAAAAUAUUUUCAGUACAAAUCUGACAGCCCAUAAAUAUCAAUUGCAUUGUGAAGUUAAUGCUAAUUUCUCACUUUUAAGCACAGUAUGUAAUUUAUCAAGGCUCAGUCAAAACAAUACAUUUAAAAAAGGUAUAAAAAAAAAUAUUGAUGUAGGGGUUUUCACCAUCUUUGCAGAUUCAUUUCUGUCCAACAAAAUUCUAAAUAGAAAUCUGUAAUUUUACUCAAUGUAAAGACCCUUUUCAUUUGAUCUUGUGUCAGUCACAUCCACUUUACUCAUGAUAAUGGUUAACAUUACUCAUUGCUAUUUUAUUAGAAUGAAAUCAAAUACAUACAGUGUGAAUUACUGUUAUAUACUCUGUCAGAUAGUGAAAGUAUGAUCCCCCACAUUCAGUUAUUAUUUCAGCUGAGGUAUCCUUUUGUCAGUGUUGUUUUCACUGAGUAAAAUCAGACAAAACUAAAUCUAAAGUCAUUUUGAAGCCAAAAAAAAAAAUGUGAAGGUGAAAAUGAUAAAAACAUUAGGGUGGGAUGAUUUUGGACAUUGGAUCCAAACAGGACUCAUCCUGUGUCGUAUCAGAUGGUAGAUGCACACAACUGAAUCUACUGACUUGAACAAAAAACACUGUUCCAUGACUCAUGAACUAAAAAAGUGACUAGAUUAAAACAAACAGUUCUGAUGAUAAAAACUUGUCUAAAACGGUAUUUUAGUCAAAAGACUGUGACUAAAAAUAAAUCAAACUUGUUUGUCAAAAUUAACACUGCCCCUAGUGGCAGAAGUCACAUACUGUGCAUUAAGUGACAUUUGUUAUGGUCUUGAAAAUGUCUGAAAUAUAACAUGUUGAAACCUGUUGUACAUCAGAGUACAUAUCUCAAAUAGCAAAACGUAGCAAAAACAAAUCUGUGAAAUCCCUUUUUGGUGACAUGCUGCCUGCAAAAGUAAAGGGAAGGAAUGCCAUAAAUCAGUGUUAAACCAUUCAGGAAGUGUACUUCAACAGAGAACAAUAACAGGAAAUAGUAUUAUUAUUGUUAUUAUUGUUAUUACUGCACUAGUGUUUGAAACGGUCACUGUACUCCACUUCACCGUCCUCUCAUCAAACCUAAACUGACAGAUCUCGCUCCGUUUGUGUAAUCCACACUGCGCUCGCUCGUAGACAUAAUUUAAAUAAGCAUUGUUGAGAGUUUACUGUACAUUUCUUUAUUUAUGAAUUUAAUGUAAUGUGUAAAAAAAACAAAAGAAGCAUAUUAUGGUUCCUAAAGUUGAGUAUAUUUAUUAUUUGGAUGGUGUGUGAAGAGUGUGAAUGCAAUGUUAAGAUGAGCCGGUGAAUCUACUGGUCAAAGCACCUUCUGACAUGGAAAAAGAGAAACUGAUCAAGUGAAGUGAAGGAUAACUGUGUGUUAUAUAUAUGUGUUAUUAAAAACACACCUACGAGCCAUUCUGUUACAGUAGGGUGGUUGUCAGUGUGUCACUACAAAUAACAGUGUUAUUUGUGUAUAUUUCUUUCCCUUCAGUGGCCAUUGUGUGGCUUUCCCUCUCCCAAGUCACUGUAUUUGUCUCCUGAACAUAAACUGUAAAUCUUAAGCAUUGAAUUAUUGUAAGUAUAAUGCAUUUUCAUAUAACAUGACCUCUAUGCUUUUAAAAAGAACACAUUAGUCCCCGGUUGUAUUUGUGUGUAGCAAGCUCACACUGUCAUGUUCCUGUUCUGAAAACGACUGCAUUUCUGUUGUGAAUUCACCAGCUCAAACAGGCUCUAGAAGCAGUUGGUUUCAUUGUGUCACAGCUCCUUCGAUUUCCCUUUAAGUGCCAAAGAGUCUUCCAUAAUGAACCAUAUGGAUAUCUGAAAAUUAAAAGAUGUUGUUGUCAGAUUACCCAGAAUACCACAACCAUGCGAUCCCGGU
Molecule: messenger RNA, 4775 nt
Organism: Sphaeramia orbicularis (orbiculate cardinalfish)
Lineage: Eukaryota; Metazoa; Chordata; Actinopteri; Kurtiformes; Apogonidae
Gene: ppp1r16b
Product: protein phosphatase 1, regulatory subunit 16B
Exons: 11
Coding region: 528-2186 (552 amino acids)
Biological process (GO): regulation of sprouting angiogenesis; establishment of endothelial barrier
Cellular component (GO): cytoplasm
Molecular function (GO): protein binding; myosin phosphatase regulator activity; enzyme inhibitor activity
Source: RefSeq, a predicted model, not a curated record